AUGACACUGGAGAGGUAUCUGAAACCUUCGUCCAAUCUCACCUAUAUCCCCCUGGACCUCAGGUUUGCCCCACUCAGUGAGGCACCCUCUGAGACGCCAGUUGAAAGAGCUCUGGUUAUGGUACCAGAAACCUUCGUCCAAUCUCACUUAGAUCCCCCUGGACCUCAGGUACCUGAAACCUUCGUCCAAUCUCACACAGAUCCCUCUAGACCUCAGAGCUGGAUCUGGUCAGAUGGGAGUAACCCCUCAUACACAUACUGGAACACUGGAGAGCCAAACAACGGUGGGGGUGAUUACUGUGUGCAGUUAUUGAAGGACUCUACAUACAAAUGGAAUGAUGACUACUGCACUUCCCCAAAUCCCUUUAUCUGCUAUAAAGAGCUUCCACUCAUCCUGAUUAAUCAGACCAAGACGUGGAGAGAAGCUCUGAGAUACUGCAGAGAGAAUCAUGUGGAUCUGGUCUCUGUUCACACUGAGGAGAUUCAGCACUGGGUGGAAACAGCUGUUUAUUAUGCCUCCACUGCUAAUGUGUGGAUGGGUCUGCGUCACACCUGCACCCUGAGCUUCUGGUUCUGGGUGAGUGGAGUGUCGAUCUGCUACCAGAACUGGGCUCCGGGGAACGGGACAGCGGUGGAAGACUGCAGUGGAGGAGAAAGAACAGGAGCGGUGCAGUCUGGAAGUAAGAAGUGGGUCAGUCUGCCAGAGAAUCAGAGACUCAACUUCAUCUGUAUCAUCAAAGAGUUCUAGAAGUGGAUGCAGGCUGUUCAAAUGGAUCCUCAUAAUUCAGGUUCAUGCUGAUGUUUGACGGCAAUUUC
Messenger RNA from Colossoma macropomum (tambaqui), 815 nucleotides. Its product is annotated as lithostathine-1-beta-like. The coding region runs from base 1 to 747 and encodes 248 amino acids. The record is from RefSeq and is a predicted model, not a curated record. The transcript has 8 exons. NCBI's taxonomy places the organism in Eukaryota, Metazoa, Chordata, Actinopteri, Characiformes, Serrasalmidae.